AUGGCUACCAGGUUGUUCUUUUUCGCAGUCCUCCUAGAAGUAGCUGCCGCAACACCAACUGAUUUAAUAAGACGGCAAACUGCUUGCCAAGAAGUACACUUUUUCAUAGCCCGCGGCUCAACCGAACCUUAUCCAGGUCGUCAAGAGGAUCUUGUUAACGCAGUUUGCGAAGGCCUACCCAGUUGUGGGUAUGAAGCCAUCAUAUAUCCUGCAGCGUUCGAGGAUUACUGUGGCUCAGCAUACGGGGGCGUCGUAAAUGGCACCGCUCAGAUUACAGCAUACGCCGAGAGUUGCCCUGACGCGAAGUUGGUCUUGACGGGCUAUUCUCAGGGUGGGCACGUCGUAGGUGAUAUACUUGGAGGCGGUGGAGGUGAAAUCCCGAAUCAGGGUUGCACGCAACCGGAAAACACACCAUUGUCACCUGAGACUUUUCCUGGCAAUAAAAUUGUCGCAACUACCUUGUUUGGGGAUGUGCGCCACACGGCAUCCCAGACCUACAACGUGGGGACCGGAGCAGCAGGUAAUGGAAUCCUGCCAAGAUCGGGAACUGAGCUCGAAUCUCUUAAUAGGUUCUCGGAGUUAUUGCACUCGUGGUGUUUCGUUGAUGACCCAGUUUGUGCCGGAGGCUCAGAUGUCAACGCGCACCUCGAGUAUUUCGAUGCGUCUAUGAGCGAAGCGGCCGCAUGGGUGAAGACUAAGAUUUGA
Molecule: messenger RNA, 705 nt
Organism: Annulohypoxylon truncatum
Lineage: Eukaryota; Fungi; Ascomycota; Sordariomycetes; Xylariales; Hypoxylaceae
Product: carbohydrate esterase family 5 protein
Exons: 3
Coding region: 1-705 (234 amino acids)
Molecular function (GO): hydrolase activity
Source: RefSeq, a predicted model, not a curated record